UCUUCGCGUUCACGUUUCCUCUCCACACUCGACCCCCUCCAAGGAGAGAGCGAAGCGAAGCGAAGAAGAGCGGCGGCGGCGGCGGCGGCGACGACGCGAGCGGGGGGGGGCGGGGGAGGAGGAGUUUGUGUUCUCUUUUAGGGUUUCCUUGCGCUAAGAGGAGGUUCUCCCGAUCGAGAUCCAGGUUUCUCGCUCAUCCCGGAGACCCUUUUCCGCGAAAUUUUUUUCUCGCCUUUAUUUUUGAUUUUGGGGGGUUCGGCUGCGCCGCGCUUCGGCUCUGCGCGGUGAUCUCGCGCUUUCUCGGGUCAAAGGCGAGGGUUUUCGUUCCCAGUGGUGGCGGAAACGGGAAUUUACAGUGGCGGGGGUGGGAAAAGGGGGAUUGGUUGGUGUUAGGGUUUCUUCGUUACGGCGAGGGAGCUGCAAGCGUGCUCGUUCCUUUUUGUGUCCGGUGAUUUGGGGGGAUUUGUAGGGUAUUAGCGAGAGAGGGCCGUUUUGGUUGCAGCUAGGGUUUGGGUGUUAAGCUUGCUGGAAGUGGAGCGUGGACAUUUUUGCGGGAGUUUUAGCUUCACUUUGGUGUUAAGGUUUCUUCAGUACACACUCGAAGAGAAAGCAAAGCUGUAAGUAUUGAGUUUGUUGGAAAGGCAAUAUCUGUACUAUUAGGGAGGAAACAGAAGCAAAUUUGAUAUUUGAAAGAGCAUGUUGCUGGAAAAAAAUUUAAUUUAGUACGAUCAAAUUAUCAAUUCACACGGCCAUACUUAACAAAAUCUGGACGAGUGUUGACUUUGUUCCUCGUUCUUAAGGUGAGAAUAGUUUUUCAUUGGUGUAGCAGAAGAAAAGAGCUGAAAAAGGAGACUACUCUGUUGUCGUUGCGUACACAAUGAUGGGAAAGACACAGAAAUUCUCAAAGGGAUUCUCUUCUGGAUUUGUCCCGGAUUAUCGGCAUGCGGUCGAGACGGUAGGUGAAUCGGAAGGGUUUGCUAGCCCUGCUCGCAUUGACUCUGAAGACUCUUGCGCCCCAAAGAGGAAAUGCAUAAGUUUAAAUUCAGACAGAUGCGACGGGUUUAAUGUCCCUUUGCAAGUCAUUUCUCUUUCCAAGAUGUCAGGUUCCGAGAGGAAGGAGUUGGAAAUGAGACUUAGAGGAGAGCUUGAGCAAACCAGGAUUCUCCAAAAGAGACUGCUUUCAAAGAGUGCAGCAGGCUUAAAUGGGGUUGCCCUAUCUUCCUCCAGUGAUGUCCAUGUAAAGAAACAGGAUUCUGUUCUCCAGCAUAGUUCCCAAUCGAAAAGGGAAAACUCUGAGUCUGCAAAGCCGGCGCCACCUCCGCCUCUGCCUCCGCCUCCGCCUCCACCUUUGAUCAGCAACGCCCAUGUAAUGAUGUUGAAACAAUGCGAGUCACUUCUUAAACGCUUAAUGGCGCAUCAGUAUGGAUGGGUAUUCAACACUCCUGUUGACGUGGUGAAGUUGAAUAUUCCAGAUUAUUAUCAAGUUAUUAAGCAUCCGAUGGAUUUGGGGACUGUCAAGAGUAGGAUCACUUCGGGUGCUUACUCCAGCCCAUCGGAUUUUGUUUCUGAUGUCAGGCUUACUUUUACAAAUGCCAUGACUUACAACCCACCUGGUAAUGACGUACAUAUUAUGGCAAAUACUAUGAGCAAGUUCUUUGAAACAAGAUGGAAACCCAUUGAGAAGAAGCUAGCUGCAGCUGAUGCUGCUCUUAAGAGAGAAACUCAAGAGGCCAAGCCAGUGUUGCAGUCCAAGAAGAGGAAGGAACCUCCUGUAAAUCAUGACAUUGCUUUGCCGGAGAGAACUAAGCCAAAAAUGACAGAUGAGCAGAAGCUGAACCUUAGCAGGCAGUUAGAACCUCUAGUGGGUGAGAUGCCGGAUCAUAUAGUUGAUUUCUUGAGGAGCCGCUCGAAACAGACCAGUGAAGAUGAGAUAGAGAUUGACAUUGAUUCUCUUAGUGAUGAUACAUUGUUUGAGUUACAGAAGCUUGUAGAUGAUUAUUUGGAGAAGAAACGAUCGGAGAACCACGCAAAAGCUGAGCCUUGUGAAAUGGAGAUCUUAAAUGAAUCUGGCCUUAGCAAUUCGUCAAUGCAUCAUGGAAAAGUCAAUGAGCUGGCCGAUGAGGAGGUUGACAUUGGUGGCGAUGAUCCUCCUGUCCCAAUCUUCCCUCCUGUGGUGAUUGAAAAAGACCCAGCUCCCAAAAGCAGCAAAUGUAGUAGUUCUAGCAGUUCUAGUAGUGAUUCAGGAUCAUCCUCCAGUGAUUCAGUCUCAACUAGUUCUUCUGGAAGCAGGUCAGAUGUUAAAGUUUCUAGUCCUACGAAGGAAAAUGCACGAAAUGUAGCAGUGUUGAACCAAGAAAAAAAUGAUACAAGGAAUCCACUUGAUACAAAUAGAUCGUCUAAUGGGUUGGAUAAAUUAGAGCAGGACCCACAUCUGCAACAUGUCUCUGUUGAGGGAGAUCGCCUUACAGAGGGGGAGAAUGCUCCAUCUGAGAGGCAGGUCUCCCCGGAUAAGCUCUACAGAGCAGCUGUUCUCAAAAAUCGUUUCGUUGAUACAAUUCUUAAAGCUCGUGAGAAGACCCUCAACCAGGGUGACAAAAAGGAUCCAGAGAAAGUUCGUCGGGAGAGAGAGGAGCUAGAGAGGCAAAAAAGGGAAGAGAAAGCUCGACUACAGGCUGAAGCUAAGGCCGCUGAGGACGCUCGAAAACAGGCUGAAGCGGAGGCUGCUGCGGAGGCGAAGCGCAAACGGGAGCUUGAGAGAGAAGCAGCUCGCCAAGCCUUGCUACAGAUGGAGAAGACCGUGGAAAUCAAUGAAGGCAGCCUAUUUCUAAAAGAUCUAGAAAUGCUUAGAACUGUUGCCGGUGAGCAUGUACCGAGCUCUGUUGGUGAGACCAGCCCGACCCACUCACACGAAGGACUUGUUGGUUUUAAACUCGGCGGAAGCAACCCCUUGGAGCAGCUAGGGUUGUACAUGAAAGUGGAUGACGAAGAGGAGGAAGAAGCUGAACAUAAAACUGCUACUACUGUAAAUGAUGUCGAGGAGGGAGAGAUAGAUUAACCAUCUUUGGCUAUACUUCUUUUUUAAUACACGCCAAGAGAGAAUGAGUUCUCGUCCAAGUCUUCGCAUGAUGAAAUGGUUGGCCUUUGAUGAUAGCUCGGCUUUUGCGUUCAUUUUUCAUUAUCAGGGCUUUGAUCUCUUUGUUCUGUCACAUCUAAAGUCGAUUUUCAAGAUGGUGACUGAGUGGUUAACCGGACGAAAUUGAUGGUGCUGUAAGUUCUUUUGGUUUUUGGCUUAUGGAGCACUUGGCCUCAUUUUCGGAGCCAAGCAAUAGUCCACUGAAUCGGAAAACAUAUGACUUUCGAGCUGAUAUAAAGCUUCAAUACUCUCGUGGAAAUGCUACUCGGCGAUUGCUGCGAUCUGAAGUAUCCUGUACUGUUCGGAGGGAACAGAUGAUAUUUAAUGCAGUGAAAUGUGGAUCAAUGUUUCGUGGCUUUCUCAAAUCGCAUUGGGGGACUUUGUAUGUUGAUUUUGAUGAUUUUAUGUUUUUUGUUCGUGCCCCCCCAAACUGUACAAAGACAACUUAUAGAUGAGAAACAGAUUUUUUUUUUUUUUAAUUUUAAUAUUCCAGUUUAGUUCCUUUA
Ananas comosus (pineapple) is the source of this 3639-nucleotide messenger RNA. RefSeq names its product transcription factor GTE9-like. Bases 878 to 3055 code for a protein of 725 amino acids. The transcript is spliced from 10 exons. The record is from RefSeq and is a predicted model, not a curated record. NCBI's taxonomy places the organism in Eukaryota, Viridiplantae, Streptophyta, Magnoliopsida, Poales, Bromeliaceae. Gene Ontology annotation, molecular function: protein binding.